Molecule: messenger RNA, 657 nt
Organism: Chlorella variabilis
Lineage: Eukaryota; Viridiplantae; Chlorophyta; Trebouxiophyceae; Chlorellales; Chlorellaceae
Exons: 1
Coding region: 1-657 (218 amino acids)
Source: RefSeq, a predicted model, not a curated record
AUGACCGGCGGCACGGAGAUCGAGGUGUGCGUGGCCGCCCCCAAGGGCAACUACGCCCCCGGCACCGGCAACGACGGCUUCAUCCCCUGCGAGGGUGGCACCUACCAGGACGAGGAGGGCCAGGGCGCCUGCAAGCCUUGCCCUCCCGGCCAUCAGUGCCCCUCCGGCUCUCUACUGCCCACCAAGUGCCGCCCCGGCUUCUGGGCCGACAUGAAGCAGCCAUUCUGCAAGGAGUGCGCCAAGGGCACCUACCAGGACAGGGAGGGGCAGCGCUCCUGCAAGCCCUGCCCCGCCGGCAGCUACUGCCAGGCCACCAAGAUGGCCGCUCCCUCCCCUUGCCCCGCCGGCAAGUAUGGCGUUCGGAUCUCUUCCAUCACCCCCAACGACUGCGCCGCCUGCCCCAUUAACGUGAGUAGCAAUGAUGCUGGUGUCUGCCGCUCAGCGCUGUGGCCUGGCCAAUGGUGGCCGCUUGCUGCCCCGCUUGCCCGGCGUUCUUACCCCUCCUGUGGUACCUUGCUCCUGCUGCAGUCCUACACUGCCGCCACUGGCCUCACCAAGUGCACCAAGUGCACCACCGGCCUGUGGACCGCCCGCAAGACGGGCCAGAAGCUGUGCUGGGACAACACCAAGAACCUGCCCACCAGCCCCUCCGACUGA